AUGCACCUAGGCGUGAACGCACUGGCCGCAUUCCUGCUGGGGCACUUGUCCCGCCAUAAUCGACUUGCCAUCUCAUCAAUACUCUCAGCUCCCCUAUCGAUAUGUCCAUCUCUAAGAAAACGACAAGAGAAGGGCCCGGAGCUGCUGUACCCUGACCCUCCAUCAACAAACCAUCAUGAUAUGAGAUCCUUUCUUGCGUACGCAAACCGUAGUGGACUUGAUGUGGCAUCAACAGUUUACGUCGGAACCCACUAUGAGUACACAGUCUCUUCGACACUCGCCCAAUACGGCAUCCACGCUAUUCGUGUAGGCGGAGCAUCCGACCAGGGCAUCGACCUCCUCGGCACUUGGAGUCUUCCAUCCCGAGCUGAGAAUCUAAAGGUCAUCAUUCAGUGUAAAGGAGGUGCCCAGCGCGUCGGUCCUUCGAUAGUUAGGGAAUUGGAAGGUUCCUUCAUCGGCGCCCCGGUGGGCUGGCGUGGCGAAGGAGUUAUUGCCUUCUUGAUCAGUGAGAAACCAGCAAGCAAGGGCGUUCGGGAGUCUCUAGGACGAAGUCGCUGGCCCAUGGGUUUUAUCUCGUGCUCCAGGGAAGGUGUGGUGCAGCAGAUGCUCUGGAACCAACGGGCCGACGAGGAAGGUCUGCGAGGUAUUGUGGUGACGAUGCGCCAUACCGAGAACGGAGAGGGCGAGUCGCAGAUUGUCUUGACACACAACGGAAAGCGAAUCCCCAAAGCUUCAAAAGCGAAAGUUCCCGAGGGCGACUGA
Messenger RNA from Colletotrichum acutatum, 762 nucleotides. RefSeq lists its product as uncharacterized. The transcript has 2 exons. NCBI's taxonomy places the organism in Eukaryota, Fungi, Ascomycota, Sordariomycetes, Glomerellales, Glomerellaceae. The record is from RefSeq and is a predicted model, not a curated record. Gene Ontology annotation, cellular component: mitochondrion. The coding region runs from base 1 to 762 and encodes 253 amino acids.